Molecule: messenger RNA, 8845 nt
Organism: Mya arenaria
Lineage: Eukaryota; Metazoa; Mollusca; Bivalvia; Myida; Myidae
Product: serine-rich adhesin for platelets-like
Exons: 6
Coding region: 136-5025 (1629 amino acids)
Molecular function (GO): chromatin binding
Source: RefSeq, a predicted model, not a curated record
UCUAAGUCGACAUAUUCAUUUUCUACAACAUACGAAUAAACUUUUAAAAUGUGAUUUUAUUGAGGGUGUAUUUUAUUCAGAUUGUUUCAAUCGUUGACCCUUAAUGCGAAACUUUCAACAUGCAUCCCUACGAAAAUGGCGACAAACGAUGAAAACAAGUGUGAUCCCGGAAACAGCAUCGAAAUGCAGGUCGAUAUGGACACAGAAAUAGACACAAAGGCAACUCCUUCUAAUACAUCAGAAGUUUCUGCCUAUCCUAGAACAGUCACAUCCAGACCUUUAGCUUCAAGUGUACCUGUAACAUCCAUCCCAUUGGCUGGCACAGAUUCCUGUGUAUCCACUUCAUUUCCUUCAUCAGCAUCUGAUUCUAUUUUUUGUGCUGUACGCAACUGUUCAACAACAGCCACAAAAUCACCAUUCGUUAAAUCACUAGUUUCUUCAUCGGCAUUAUCUUGCUCCUCUGCAUCAGAGAGAAGUUCUACCUCCAUGUUGAUGUCUUCAGCUGUGUGCUCAACAUCAACAACAUUAUCAUCAUCAAUCUUAUUGUCAUCUGUGUCUACAACUUCCAGUUCAACGACAGUAUGUUUGACUUUGUCUAAAUCUUCAGACCCAUUGGCCUUGUGUUCUUCAAAACCAAUCAGUUCAUAUAAACUGUAUGAUAAUGAAAAAUCUUGUUUCUCAAACAAACAAGAAAAUAAACUAGACAUCACCCCAUUACAAUCAGAGAGUGACAUUGAUAGGGAUAUCAAAGAAGUUACCAAAAGUGAUAAUACUGACUGUUUUGGAUUUGCUACUUUGACCAAAGAACGCAGUGUAAUAAAGGACAGCCAUGGUAAUUUAAAACCAAAUGACAGCACUGAAUCUCAAGUUGUCCAACUAACAUCUAGCCAAUGUUACAAAGCAAGUCAUCCUAUUGGGUCCAGAAAAGUGACAGAGAAUGUGAUAACCUACCAUGAAUCUAUGUUUCAAUCAGUAGCUAACAGGCUGUUUGAAAAUCAGAAAAAUUUGAUGAUGGGAAAGAGAAAGGCAGAUGACUUAAGUAUGUCAGCUUUUUCCGAGACCAAGAAGGUGAAGACCAGCCCUGGUUCUUCUCCAGCUGCCACACCACCCUCCAUGAAGUCCACAAGCAAGAAGAAGAGUUCAAUAGAAAAUAUCAUAGAGAGAAUACGAACAGAGAAAACCAUGUCCAGGGGUGGUCAUUCUGGGGCGGCCAGAAGUCUUGUGUUGGACACAGCUGGUCCGGACCUUCCUCAAUUUAGUGAAACUGACACUUCUUCUCUAGUCAAAAAGGAGAACAAAGGAAAUGAAUUUCCAUCAAGCGCAAUUCAAUCAGAUUCUGAACCAAUUGAUUUGUCAGUUAAGUGCCCUAAAGAAAACAAAUGCCCACAAACUGAAAGUAAAGACUUUAAUGCUCAAUCAGAGAAUGCUAGUGAAGAUACAAGUAUCAUUUGUUUAAAAGAUGAAAAACAGGAUUUGGAAAUAACUGCUGGCUGUGCUCCAGCCGUGCCAAAGGUAAAAGAUACUGACAUUUUAAUGGUAAAUUUAGGUAGUAAAAAGAUGAAAAAGAGUAAUGAUGCUCCAGCCGUGCCAAAGGUAAAAGAUACUGACAUUUUAAUGGUAAAUUUAGGUAGUAAAAAGAUGAAAAAGAGUAAUGAUGAAACUGAAACUAAACCUAAGUCACCUAGUAAAACAGAUGAUAGUCAUAAAGGAGUUAGUACAGUGAGAAUUCAGAAGAUACCAAAACAAUGUUUAAAUAAAUCAGAAACUGACAAAACUAAUAAAGAGAAAAAGAAGCCUAUAUAUAUGAAACAAGCAGAUGACACAGAGAAAAAGGAGCCUAGUAUAAAACAAUUAGAUGAUACUGAGAAAAAGAAAUCUAGUAUGAAACAGGUAGAUGAAAAAGAGAAAAAGAUUUCUGGGAUGAAACAAGCAGAUGAUAAAGAGAAAGGGAAAACAAGUGUUAAACAAGAAGAUGAUAAGGAGAAAAAGAGAUAUGGUAUUAAACAAGUAGAAGAUAAAGAGAAGAAGAAAUCUAGUAUUAAACAAGAAGAUAAUCAAAAGAAUGAGCAAGAACAAAUUGGUGGAGGUGCAAAAAUGGAAAAGCAACAAUCAAAAUCGGCGAUGAAAAAGGAGGAACAACAAUGUAUAAAGAGGAUUAAAUCUACAGUAAAGAAAUACAAAAAAAACCAGUCACCAGAAGAAAAGAAAGCUGCAAAAAUCAUGAGACAAAGAAAGAACAAACUUCCUAUUGCUUGUAGAAGAACUAAGAGAGAGGCAAGUUUAAAUGCAGCAACUCUGGUAAAUAUAUUGUGUGAAAAAGCUCCAAGAACACCUAAAUUAGAAAAACGCUCAAAGUCAGAUUCUGAUAUCAAAAUGUCACCAGCUGAAAAAAGGUUAUUUCCAAGUGUAAGUAUUAGCGACAUAGGGUUUACAGAGAAUGUGCAGGGGAAAUCUUCAGAUGCCGUUUUUACUGACACAAAAAAAGAUGGAUUGAAUUCUAGUAAGUUCUACAGCAAACCCAAAAGUGGUUCUACUGGGUCAGUUGAAAGUUUCAAAGUCCCUGUCAGUCCAACAAAAAAAGAAAUAUCUCCUAAAAAGAAAAGAAGUGCAAGUGCUGAUGAUUUUGAAUCUGUUUUUCAAUCUGUUAUACGUAGAAGCAUUAGAGAAACUGAGGGAAAUGUAUCAUCGAGGGGCAGGAAGCCCAAAUCUUUCAAUGAAAAGAAAAGUGUUAAAAAUAGUAUGGUUAAAAAUAAAAGAGAGCUUUCAAUUGAGUCAAAAUCUAGUAAAGCUAAACUUAUGUCAUUUACGGAAGUGAAGAAAAAAAGCAUCAAUAAGAUAAAGAAAGCAAUAAAAGUAACUGUAGCUAAAUCUGUAGAAGAAAAGGCAGAGAAAAAGAGAAAGGCAGCACUUGCUAGACUAGCCAGAGCAAAGGAACUUGUUAAAACUAAAAAGAAACUGUCGGGGGAAUUUGUAAGUGAUCAGAGUUCGGGCGGAAGUGAUUCAGAGUCUUUAGCAAGUGAAAAUGUAGAUGUUGAAGCAGAAACAAGUACUGACACUGAUGGUAACUGUGAAAACAAUCAGUCCAAGGCGAAAAAAGGGGCUUUGUUCAGAGCUGCCAGGACUCAUGUGGCAGUUGAAUCAAAGACUGUAGUUGAGAACACGAUGCCGUCUCCACGCUGGUGUGAGUGCUGCCAGUCGACUUACUACCCAAGCCAGCCGUCCCAGAACACCCAGGUGUGGAGGAUCAAGCAGCUUGUAGACAAAGACACCUCUAACGCACCUGCCCAGAUCCAAUCCUCUAGUAACCACUUCAUAGCCGCUCAUGCCAGCUGUGAGGUCCGCCCGUACUCCUCACCAUCCCAUGUGUCGGUGCUGGACUCAAACCCAUAUGUUGGCCAGUUAGUUCCCCAUGGGCGCAUUCAGUGUUCAGCUUGCAGCUGUGGGCACAGCGGAAUGUUUCAUACAUCAUGCCAGAACUGCAGCCUAGGUGGGGUGUUGCCUUGCCAGAGAUAUGGAAACACAUACUCUGUCACCUACCCCCAUAGUCAUGGCUCUUACAUCCACUGUGGGUGUGGGAGCUGCUACAGUAGUGGGACAUACCACCAUACAGUUGGGCAGACAACUCUGAUCCACCAGCCCCAGAUGCCGCUGUCCACUGAGAGCCCUAUCCUCCUGCAUCAUCCAGUCCCAAUUCAGGUCACGCAUGACUCUCCCCUCAACUCUCACCCUGUCUCACUCACAACCCUGGCCCCACAUGACCCACCCUCUCUCACCCACCAGCUUUCCAAGCCUGCAAGCCAUCCCGGGGAACCUAGUAAAGGGGUAGGUGGUCUCCCCCAAAGCCAGGCAUCAAGCCCAGGGGCUCUAUCUAGGAUGUGUCAGUUGUCACAAGGGGAGGUAACUAAUGUGUCAAUAUUGGCAUCUAGUUCCCCCACACACUCUGACCAUGAAAUUGUGGAUGUUGGAAGUAGAGAGGACAUUGUAAAAUCUGCUCCUUGUCUUCACUUAGAACAGGCUGGUAUCUCUGUUGUAAAAUCUACAUUCAUCAAAAAGACAAACUCAAACAAUCAGCCUGUGAAAAGGGAAAAAGACAAGUCUAUUGAUCAGGCUAAAAAGAAAAAAGUUAAAUUUUCCACUCAAAAUGACAAGCCUGUUAGUAUAGAAAAGAAGAAAAAGAACAUUGAAAUUCUGAAAGAGAAAGCUAAAAAACUUUCCUUGUUAAAUACAAAAAAGGACAAAAAGUCAGAAAACGUAAAAUUUAGCAGUCAUUCACAUAAAACUAAUGAGAACAAAGUCAAAAAAGACAAACAACAACAAAUCAAAGUUCCAAUAGUGCCAAAGGAUGGUUCUAAGAAAUCUAAACGAACAGUCAGUGGACCUAAGGAACCAAAAAGUCAGACGGGGUUCUUGGAGAUUGGGAUAGGGGAUAAGGAGAGGGCAGAGGUGAAGGUGUGGCACCAUGGGUGGAUCUGGGAUGGGGAGGCUGUAUCCAAGAAAGUCAUAAACAUUUUUGAUGGUCAGCCAGUGCAGCGGAAGUGUUACCAGGGCAUUGUCCACGAGGACGGGGACUCCGUACAGGUGAAGGAUUGCGUGCUCGUGUGUGCAGGCAGAAAGGAUCGAGACCUGCCGUACGUUGCUAAGGUGACCAACCUCUGGGAGGAACCAACCACAGGUGAGAUGAUGAUGUCCGUCCUGUGGUUCUACCGGCCGGAGCAUGCUGAGGGUGGGCGUCGCCCUGAGCAUCUGCUAAACGAGGUGUUUGCUGCCAAACAUCGGGAUGAGACUGGUGUUGCAUGUAUCGAGGAUAAGGGAUAUGUCCUCACAUAUAAUGAAUACUGCAGGUACAUGGCAGAAGUUGAGAGAGUACGGUCCAGCCAGCCUCCUCGUGUCAGCGUUGUACCCACACACGAGGAUCCCUACCCCCACCACCGCAUCCCGCCGGUUGACGCUGACCCCGAGACCAUCUUCCUCUGUAGACAGGUGUAUGAUAUUAAACUAAAACGUGUACUCAAAAACCCAUCGUGAGAGUUGGCUUGUGCAUAUCCUACCAUGUGUGGCACUGGCACUUUUUUGCAUCUGUGUAUUUUUAUCUAAUUGAGGGAUUCAAAUCUAAGAUUAAAUUAAAAAUAAAAUUAAUUUGUUAUGACUCAUAAAUUAAUAGAGGAUAGAUAAUUAUUCUUACACAAUCAUGUAAAAUCACUAAUGUUUAAUCAUUCGACAUAAAUAUUGUAUCUUUUCUUGUUUCAAUAUCAUCAUUUUUGUCACAAUGUAUCAAGUAAAUUUAAUUCAGAUUUGAGUAUUUUUAUAUCAUUAUGUGAAAUAAAUUAGUGUUUUAAUGUGAUGAAUGUGGCUUAUUGUAAAUCUCAUAUUGAGUUUGCACAAUGGUCUGAUGUAAAUGAACCACAUGAUGCAAUGGUACAAUUGUUAGUCUUUAUUUAUAUAUCUUAUUUUAGUUAUGGUAAACUAUCAAAUUUUGCCCAUGCUUACAAAGUUUGAAGGUCCCCAUAUGGCUGUUGCACAGUUUUGGGCGGAUUCCUUUCAAACUUGGUGCACCUGAUCAUCAUUACAGGAUCUUGCGGUCUGACUUUUUUUUAUCUUGAAACAUGGCCAAUUUGCUCAAGAGUAACGCACCCUUUCAUUUAAUUAUUAUACCCCCCAAAACAAAGUUUGGGGGGGGGGUAUACUGGAAUCGGGUUGUCCGUCUGUCUGUCUGUCCGUCUGUCCGUCCGGUUUUUUUUUGUCCGGGAUUCAUCUUUGUCGUUAUUGAACAAAUCUUUUUCAAACUUUCAGAUAUUAAUGGCCAUGAUGUAAACUUGCGCCUCUGUGAAAUUGGUACGGGUCACAUGACCCUGACCAGAGUUAUCUCCCCUUGAUGUGUUAAAGUAGGCAAAAUAAGCCCUGUCCGGGAUUCAUCUUUGUUAUUAUUCAACAAAUCUUUAUCAAACUUUCAGAAAUUAAUGGCCAUGUUGUAAACUUUCGCCUCUGUGAAUUUGGUACAGGUCACAUGACCCUGACUGGAGUUAUCUCCCCUUGAUGUGUUAAAGUAGGCAAAAUAAGCCCUGUCCGGGAUUCAUCUUUGUUAUUAUUCAACAAAUCUUUAUCAAACUUUCAGAAAUUAAUGGCCAUGUUGUAAACUUUCGCCUCUGUGAAUUUGGUACAGGUCACAUGACCCUGACUGGAGUUAUCUCCCCUUGUAGGCAAAAUUAGCUUUGUCCGGCCUAACUCCAGGGCAAACAUCUUAGACAUGGAGGGGUGGGGGGUAUUCGUUAGCCUAUGGCUUACAGUUCUAGUCAAUUUAAGACUUUAUAGGGGUUUGUGAGCAAACUACUUCCACAAUUUAAGGGCAAGUGUUUUGAAACUUGGUUCAUAUGAUCACCAUGAAGUGAACUUGUGCCUUUCACAACUUGUGCGGUUGUGGCAAAGUUGUUGACGAGUCAUCUGCCCAUAAACUAAUUUUUACGUUAUAUCUAUAUAUGGGCAAACUACGUCCAGAAUCCAGAAUUUAAGAGGGAUUGCAGUCAUCAAAAUUAGACUUUUGAAUGAACAAGCCUGAAUUCUUAUAAUAUUGCUUGGCAUUAAAUUUUUUAACAAGCCCUGCUAUAUAAAAAUCAGAAUUUAAGCAAGCCAAAAAGAUAUUUUACUAGUGCAGGGCUUGCAGGCUUGUGCUAAUUUUGACGACUGGGAUUGUUCUGGAACUUGGUACACAUUGUAACCAUGAAGUUUAGUAGUGUCUGGCAUACUGAGUUUGUGCAGUGAACAGUUUGAGAGGGACUUUUCCUAUUCUUGUUAUGCAGCAUCACCAUACAGUGCACUAGUGCCUGACAUAAUAAUAAUGAUAAUUGUUAUGUACUCUACCGUAACUAUUGAUAAUAUCUUGUGUGAAAGUGUACUGUGCCGUGUGGUGGUCACUAGUGUGGUACCGUAACUCUAGUUGCUUUCUGUUCAUGCAUUAAGUUUUAAAGGUAUAUAAACAAGAAACAUGUCUUAUCAGUUUGAUCCACUAUUGCAGUGUAGCAGUCACAUGUAUCACACUGACACAGUAUUCUAGGGUUUAAUGAUGUUUAUAUGACACUACAUGCAUUCAUUAAAAAGAUAUCCAUUAACCAUUAAAAUAGGAAGAACACGGUACACAUUGACUAAUUGUAUUUUGUCAACUAAAUAUAUUACCCGCUCCCCCCCCCUUUUUCAAAUGUGUCAUUUGUAGAUUAUGUAUGAAUUAAAUGAAAGGAAAAUUGUAUUUGUUUAAAUUAAUUAACUAUUCUGUUGUUUAAAUUAAUUAACUAUUCUGCUUAAUGUGACUUUACUUCUAUUCUUUAUAUUCAUUACUGAAUAAGUUUUCUUUUUGGAAUGUUUGAAACCUAAGUUUUAUGAUUAUGCAUGAAUUUUUCAAUUGUAUUUUCAUUUAAGGUAGUGAGCAUAACUGUAAAAUGUAUAGACAUACAUAAGUGUUGUAUUUUAAGGUGGAUAAUAUAUGUCCAUCAAUAAUUACUAUAUAUUUAAACUGUUCCUUUAAAUUUGGCCAAAGAAAUGUUGAAGCUGCACUGUAGAACCUGCAUGGAAAUAAACUGUAUGAUGUAGUUUGUACCAUGUUUGUGAAGGAUUGUUGGCCUUUUGAAUCAUGUUGGUCAUGUGUUCAUCAAUAAAUACUGCACAUUACCAUGUCAAAAUAACUCAAAUUGUAUAUACCUUUCUGCAUUCAUUUAGCUAGUAUUGUGAAUAUUGUCAAUAUUGUCAAUCUUGUGGUGCACAGAACUUCGCAUUUACCAUAUUUGGUUUUGUAACAUUGAGCUGGGGACAGAACCAAACUAUUUUAUGUUUUCCAAGCCUAUACAAUAUACACAAAAAUAUGUGUAUAUAGUAUAUAAAGAGGCUAGGAAAGCAUACCAAAUUGUUUGCAUCUGCCCCCUUUGUUACAAUGUGUAUGAAUAGGCACCCUGGUGCUUGUAUGCCUUUACAGUAGUUUGUAGAAAAUAACUAUCAUGUUCUGCUGUUACAUGACAUUUCCCAUAGAUAUAUAUAUUUAAUAGAACUAAAUUAGAGUUACUGUUGUCCUAUACCAAAUGUUCCAGUAUAAUAAAUGUUCUUACUGUUUUUAAAAGUAUUUAUUUGUGAUAUCUUGUUAUGGCUGUCAUGAUUUCAUAGAAUCAUUGAUCUGAGAUUGAUUCAUUUUGUUUCUUUUAUGUUGUUAUUGUUUAUAUUAAUCAUGGCAUAGUUUCUCUUAUAUAAUUCAUGUCAUUUUUCAACCCAUCAUCUCCGUGUAAGCUAUCUAACUUACCUAGAUUAUUGUUUAAAAAUAUUUGCAGUAUUUACAUGGCCCAAAUAUUUUUUCAAUCAUUUUUAGCAGCAUGAGUUUUGCCAAGAUAUAUGAUUUGUGUUCAAAAUACACAUUUGAUCAUUUCUAAAUUCUUUGAAAUACAACAUAUCUUGUAAUCAUAAUUGUAAACAAUGAAUAGUGUUGAAACCUACUUGGAACAUACUGUAAGCAGUAAAAAUGAGUAGAAGAAACAACUCAGUUAUAGAAUUGCAUAUAUUUUGGACAUUUACACAUGCUUAAUUACUGUGAAUGUAUCUUAUUUUGUAAGUCUAAUAUGCAGCCACCAUACAUUGUUUAUAUAGUCAAAUUGUUGCGGUAUAUUUGCGGAAACAGAAUGUGUUGUUUUCCACAAAGUAAGACAGUCAUUACCCCUCCCUGUUGUACUGUAGUGUAGAUAUUGGAAACAAUUGUUGUAAUGGUAUUUGUUAAAUGUUUGUAUAUUGUAUUUUAGAGAAAUGAAUUUAUGUCUUUAUAGUAAUUUUGACUUUGUGAUAACAAUAUGAACAAAAUAAUAAAAAAUGAAAUACUGUC